Cyprinodon variegatus (sheepshead minnow) is the source of this 2335-nucleotide messenger RNA. It is a transcript of the gene sigmar1, whose product is annotated as sigma non-opioid intracellular receptor 1. NCBI's taxonomy places the organism in Eukaryota, Metazoa, Chordata, Actinopteri, Cyprinodontiformes, Cyprinodontidae. The coding region runs from base 71 to 739 and encodes 222 amino acids. Gene Ontology annotation, cellular component: endoplasmic reticulum. The record is from RefSeq and is a predicted model, not a curated record. The transcript has 5 exons.
CCAGUUAGCAACCUGCCUGCCCGCAUGUAGCCUAACCUGCUGCUGUCUUCUUCUUGUUUUGUUAGUAGUAAUGGGUUUAAUCAAAGCCAGCCUUAGACUGUUAUCGCUCUGUGCAGUUGGCGUCCUGCUGGUGCUCCUGCUGCGGCAUUGGAUGGCCAGUAAGCAGUACGUUUUUAGCAAAGAAGAUGUUGCUAAGUUGGCCAAGCAGUACGCAGGGCAGGACCAUGAGCAGGCUUUCUCUAAAGUGGUGGUGGAGCUCAGGAAGAGGUAUCCGGGUCACAUCCUGCCAGAUGAGGACUUGCAGUGGGUGUUUGUGAAUGCUGGAGGCUGGAUGGGCUCCAUGUGUCUCCUCCAUGCCUCCCUCACAGAGUACGUGUUGCUGUUUGGUACUGCGGUGGACACUGGAGGACACUCGGGUCGAUACUGGGCAGAGAUCUCUGACACCAUCAUCUCAGGUACCUUUAGGCAGUGGAAGGAGGGAACUACCAAGAGUGAAAUAUACUAUCCAGGUGACACAAUCGUUCAUGAAGUGGGCGAAGCCACGUCGGUCCAGUGGAGCUCCGGGACGUGGAUGGUGGAGUACGGUAGAGGCUUCAUCCCCUCCACCCUUGGCUUUGCUCUGGCAGACACCCUGUUCAGCACCCAGGACUUUGUCACAAUGUUCUACACGGUACGCGUCUACGUAAAGGCGCUGAUGCUGGAGGCCGGCACGUUGCUUACAGAGGCUGGCGUCUUCUGAGGGACGGAAGAUGGACGCACACUUGGAAAUCGAAACACAAUUAAAACCUGCCAUUGGGGCGGGGAGUGGUUAUGCAAAAAUUCCAGCAUGUAAUUUAUGACAAUCCAGUUUGCAGUUUGUCAUUCGCUUUCAAAUCCGGUUAAAUAUACAUUAAUUAGUACCUCGUAGCAUUAGGACAGGCUGCUCAAGUAUAGAAGGUGUUUGAAAAUAAUUCUGGUUCAAUAGUUAUUAGGCCUCGUUUCAGAUUAUUAUCGCAAAAACAAACUUUAUAUCAAGAUGUAGUCAUGGGUCAGACCAAAACCAGUUAAAAUGCCUCAGCACUGUGAUAUUUUUGCAACCUGCACUACAUUUCAGAUUUAGAUUUUCAUCCAUAAACUUGAGCAAUUAAAUAAUGAAAACCUGUUAGUUGCACUCUUUCUUUGUUGCUCUGAUAUUGUGGGUGUAGUGCAAGCUAAUAUUAACUGGGGUAAUUAAUCUGCAGCUAGCGCCUCUUGUAGCUUGUUUCCCUAAAAGAAGAUAAAAUGUCUUUUCAAGUUUCCACACUGGCUCACUCCCUCUCUUCUUUUCAUCACCAGAAAGUUUCAAUUUUGUCUUUUUUUCCUCGGCUUUCAUUCAGCUGACCAAUCAUGUGCAGCAUCAGAUGGUAGACUGGGAGAACCGCUUUAAACUAUGUGCCAAAGCCAAACUUUUUCAAUAAAAGACUUUUAAACAGGAGGAAGGAUAACAGUUGAUCAUGUUUAGUAGUUUUCAAACCAUACAUUUUAAAAACUAAUGAACCAUGAUACUGCUAACAAGCCCAUACCUCAUCUUAUCUUUAUGCAAGUUUAUUCUGUGAGGUGGAUUUCAUAACGAUAUUUUAAAUGCAUCACACAAACUAGCACCAGGAAGAGAAAUAUAAUUUUUUUUCUUAAUGCACUCUUUCAUGUUAGACCGUCCUCUAUUCCUUUUAUUGAAAACUUAUCAAAUCUGACAAGAUAUGUGGAUGAAAUCUAUGUCAAUAUUCAUUGUAUUCUAUCUGCCAGCUACGAACCCGGUAGCCUUGUUGUAACUACCUUUGAUUGUGUUGAGGCAAUAACUAAAUGACCAUUCACACUACAUGGGUGUAUGCUGUCUAUGUCCAAUGAUUGGAAAUCAACUCACAUUUAUGUUCCGUCAGAUUUUAGAUGUUUCUCUGAAUUAGUUUUAAGAUUGAUUUAGAAAUCAUAUCACAUCUGUGUGGAAGUCUUAUUCAGCCCAGGAAACAUUGCACUGAAAACCUGUUCUUCCAUGUUUUCUUUUUGUGUUUUUUUUUCACUUGAUUGUUAUAAAAAUCUUGUACAUCUUUUAAGAAUGCAUCCUAAUGAGGACACUAAAUGACAAAAAUCACUGUGUUUGGCACCACAUGUGAACAUCUUAGCAGUGAAAUUGGUGACUGUAUCUGCAGCUGAACCCAGUAUCUCUGAGAAACCAGCCUGCUUUUCUAACAUGAUGAUGAAUCAUUGGUUAUACUGUACUGAAUCAGUUUACAUGCACACAUGUGAGGAACAUAUUGCUGUAUUUCUGUGCAAUAUAAAGAUUGAAACUGAUAAUGAAUAUACAAAUCUGAAUAAAAUCAAA